Molecule: messenger RNA, 907 nt
Organism: Prunus avium (sweet cherry)
Lineage: Eukaryota; Viridiplantae; Streptophyta; Magnoliopsida; Rosales; Rosaceae
Source: RefSeq, a predicted model, not a curated record
GUAAAAGACAGAGAAUGAUAAAACAUUUAUAUAUAAAAAACCAAUAAUACCUUGUAAGUUGGAUCCGAUCCGAUCCCAAAUCCCCUAAACCAGUGUUUGAAUGUCAGGGAUUGUGAAAUCACCCACGGCUUUCGCACAGUGAAGACGUCAAUUCUCGCCAGUUCAAACAAGACCAGCCAACACAAACUCUCUGGAGUUUCCGAUGGCAGCAAACAUGAGAAAUCGAAGAGCAAGAACUACGGUGGACCGACUCCCUGCGGUUGACAACCUCGACCUCCAAAUACAAGACAUAGCUACUAGAUUUAAGGAAUUCUCAGAAUCAGUUAAGGCAGCGCUCUCAAUUGAACAAGUACGUGAAUUCUUGGAAGCUAAUGACCAAGAUUUGUCUGGCUCUGACGAUGCACUUCUCCGAAGAUGCCAAGACAUGCUGUUUUAUGGGCUAUUGGAGAAAUGCCCAGUUUGCCAGGGGAAUAGUUUGGAGUUCACUGGAUGUUAUUGUGCUUGUGGCACCUGCAUUUACCGCUCCAAGUAUCCACCAAGGAAACGAGGGGCCAUCAAGUACCCUAUUAGCAUCGUCAAGCAAAUCAACCCUCGUUUCAACCCGGAUUGGGACCCUCCUUAUGUGGAAGGUCAAGGGUUCAUCGCCCGUUUUUGGUCAAAUGUUUUACGACCAUACAAUCCAAGGGCGGCGGACAGAGUGGAAAUAACACUAAAUAUAUAUCAAGAUGGCAUGGAGAUCAAUGGCCGGAGGAUGAACAAGAUAACUUUUUGGAUCUAUGUAUGCGUGGGGGUUUUUAUGGUGACCUGUUUCUUUAUCUUUUUUGUCAAACUUUGGUCCAACCUGUACAUAGAAUGAAGAUCCCAAAACCCUUCUGGGAUUGAAUACAUAGGCGCUUUUUUGUUGUUC